AUGAAGAACCAGACCGCAGCCACUUCAGCUGGCUUCAUCCUCUUGGGCUUCUCCACCCACCCAGCAGCCCAGCUGGGCCUCUUCCUCCUGUCAUUACUCCUCUUCCUCCUGAUCCUGCUUGGGAACCUGACCAUCGUGCUGCUGGCCUGGACGGACUCUGUCCUCCUCUCUGCCCCUAUGUACUUCUUCCUGGGUCACUUCUCCCUGCUGGAGAUGGGCUUCACCUCUAUCACCGUCCCCAAACUGCUGACCGACAGCUUCUCCUCCUGCCACCUCAUCUCCUUUGCAGGCUGCGCCACUCAGACCUUCUUCUUCAUCGCCCUGGGCAGCACGGAGUGUGCCCUGCUGGCCGUCAUGGCUUACGACCGCUACGUGGCCGUGUGCCGCCCGCUGAGAUACCCGCAGGAGAUGCGCCCGGAAGUGUGUGCCCAGCUGGUGGCGGGGGCCUGGCUCAGUGGCUUCUUCAACUCCACUAUCCACACGGCCGCCGUCUUCCGACUGUCGUUCUGCGGCUACGCGUGCGAGGCCGUGGUGCUCACGUUUGGGAGUGUCUACGGCCUGACUGCCAUCCUGGUCACGCUGGCCUCCUACGCCCGGGUGCUCUUCACGGUGCUGGGCAUGGGCUCCACUCCGGGUCAGUAUCGGGCUUUCUCCACCUGCAGCUCCCAUCUGGCUGUGGUGGGGCUGUUUUAUGGCUCUGCCUUUUCCACUUACGUGCAGACCGUGUCUGCAUGCCCAACUUCCCAGGUCUUGCUGCUUCCUUUCUUUUAUGCUCUGGUCACACCAACCCUGAAUCCCUUCAUCUACAGCCUGAGGAACAGAGAGGUGAAGCAGGCACUGAUCAGGACCCUGGGCAGAAAGAACAUGCACAUCACUGCCCAGAUCAUCUUAAAACACCCUUCCACACAUGUCUCUUCAACUUCCUCAAAACCUCCAAAGGCUACCAGUUUCUACAUCAAGCAUAAACUCCUUACCACCGGCUCUAAGGCUCUCCACCACUUUCACCAUCUCAUAGAAAGGAUUUCCGAAAAGCUUGGAAAUGAUGGAUUGCUGGCAGAAGGAGGCGAUUUCAAGUAG
Tachyglossus aculeatus (Australian echidna) is the source of this 1077-nucleotide messenger RNA. Its product is annotated as putative olfactory receptor 2W6. The coding region runs from base 1 to 1077 and encodes 358 amino acids. Gene Ontology annotation, biological process: G protein-coupled receptor signaling pathway. The record is from RefSeq and is a predicted model, not a curated record. Gene Ontology annotation, cellular component: membrane. The transcript has 3 exons. Gene Ontology annotation, molecular function: G protein-coupled receptor activity; olfactory receptor activity. Lineage: Eukaryota; Metazoa; Chordata; Mammalia; Monotremata; Tachyglossidae.